Messenger RNA from Puccinia triticina, 4704 nucleotides. RefSeq lists its product as uncharacterized. Gene Ontology annotation, cellular component: membrane. The record is from RefSeq and is a predicted model, not a curated record. NCBI's taxonomy places the organism in Eukaryota, Fungi, Basidiomycota, Pucciniomycetes, Pucciniales, Pucciniaceae. Gene Ontology annotation, biological process: intracellular calcium ion homeostasis. Gene Ontology annotation, molecular function: ATP hydrolysis activity; ATPase-coupled monoatomic cation transmembrane transporter activity; P-type ion transporter activity. The transcript is spliced from 12 exons. Bases 1 to 4704 code for a protein of 1567 amino acids.
AUGUCGGAGCUCGCUGGCAAGAUGGAUUCCACAUCCGCCAGGCCGUCUCGCCAUCAAGAUGAGGCAACUGCUGGCCAGGAUGAAGAUAACGUGUAUGGUUUCCAAUUCGACGACCGAGGGGAUCAUCCUAGCUCACCUGAGCCGUCUGGAGCCGAUGAAAGUCAAGAUCUCCCUAUUUAUGACGACCCAGAUGGAUCGAUGUUUUCAGGCCCCGUUGCAGAAGUUACCCCCAGUAGUGUCACGACGAUGCACUUGGAUAGCCGGUUUGACUCCAGGUCAUGCAGGAGCACUCGCAGUCGAAGGCAAGGAACUUCAAUUCGUGAUUCUCGUCCCCCAAGUCGAAGGAAACCAUCUAUCGGAAGUCGAUCUGUACGGAGUCGCGCCCCAAGUAAAUCUAAUCGAUCCCACCGGGCACAGGAUGAUCGGAAAAGUGAGGCAGGCGUUAGCGUGGCAUCUUCGCGUCGUCGAGCCGAUUUGUCCAAAACCAGGACUCAAGACCAUAUUCCAACGACUCCCACCGAAGAGCCAGAGUCUGGAUUUUUUAACAACUUAUCUGCCUUUCUCAAGGGAAAGGGUCGAUCCCGCAGUAGAGACUCUCGCGCAAGUUCCAAUCGUGAAAACUAUCAUUAUCACACUGUCAAUAACAAACAACGACGCCAAUCUCAGAGUAGAUCGAUUCGAUCCAUCAAAAGCUCUACCUGGCGUAGCCUCAAAUCAAACCGAUCCAAAGCGAGGUCAGCUGCAGCAAACACGUCUCAUGAGUCAGAUGAUGGCUGGCCUGACGAGACUGAUAGCCUUGAUCGCUCAUCUUCGGCUUCCUCAAACUCGACUUCAACGUCCAAUUCGGAUCCUUCAUCAUCCGAAUCUUCCCUACUCAACAGAAGAACGGAUGGCCUAAAUGAUCAUCGCAUCGAGGUUAUACCCCUCACUCAUCCUCUGCCGGGCAUCAAGUCCCACAGUUGGCACCCCUCAGACAUCGAAAUGACCAAGGCACAGCGUUUAUCAACUCAAUCGGUUUAUAUAAUCGAAGAUGACCUGCAGGUCCAAUUUCUUGGCUGGAGGUCUGUCGGUUGGAGAGUCGCCCUCUGGUGGCUAGGAUCUGUCAUGUCAGCUGGCGUACUAUGGCUGGUAGGACGCUGGAAAGUAGCCUGGAGAUUAAAGAUGGGAAUUUUGGAACCGUUCAAUCAAGCCUCCCACGUUGUGGCCUACACCGAAUAUGGCCAGCCGGACAUAAUUGAUCUUCAAACACUCACUUUCAAUCAACCCGUCAAGCUUUCUACGCUCUGUCCUCCGAGCCUCCGAGUCCCUCCGACCACCAAAGACGAGCCCUUGAUUUCCUUAAGUGAUAAUACGGGCGUCUCGUCUUCGCAUCCUGACCCUAUUGGUCCGGUACCCCAAGUGGCCGUCAACCAGCGGCUAUCCGAGUUGUACUUAACAGAGAUUCGCUAUAUCGACUUUCGCUACCAUCGUUUCUUGCUGCAUCCUAUCACUCAAGCCUUUAUGAGGGCUCGUGACUGGCAGGAUCCUGCAUGGUCGACAUCUGUAGCCAAUCUUGCUGCGGGAUUAGACCAACAAGAAAGCCUCCAUCGCGCCCAACUAUUUGGCAAUAAUAUCAUAGAAGUGGUUGGUAAAAGCACAUCGCAGCUUUUAAUGGACGAAGUUCUUCAUCCGUUCUAUAUCUUUCAAAUCGCCUCAAUCAUCUUAUGGUCAGCCGAUGACUAUUACUACUAUGCUUUUUGCAUCGCAUUGAUCAGUGUGAUCAGUGUACUAUCCACAUUGAUGGAUAUGAAAAGAACCCUUGCUCGUAUGCGCGAGCUUUCGAGGUUUACUUGUGCGAUUAAGGUUCUACGGGGUUCUAGUUGGCAAUCCGCCGAGUCAACCGAGCUUGUUCCUGGCGACGUCAUCGACGUAUCCGAAACUAGUCUCCAUACCUUUCCAGCAGAUUUGCUCUUACUCUCAGGAGAUGCCAUCGUCAACGAAUCCAUGCUCACAGGUGAAUCGGUGCCGGUGUCAAAGUUUGCGCUCCCCAGCUCCAAUUUGGGUUUGAUGACUUCAUUAAACGGUGACCCCUCUCCGGCACUCGCCAAGCACAUCUUGUUUUGUGGGACCAACGUCAUCCGAGUUCGCAAAGCCAACCAAUUGGCUCGGUCGAAAGGCUCGGUUUCUGAAAAUGCAGCUCUAGCUAUGGUCAUCAGGACUGGUUUCAGUACUACAAAAGGCGCCUUGGUCCGAUCGAUGCUAUUUCCCAAACCCAUGGACUUCGCUUUUUACCGGGAUUCUUUUCGAUUCAUUGGGGCCUUGGCCCUCAUAGCUAGUUUCGGAUUCAUAGGAAGUUCGAUCAAUUUCUUGCGAAUGGGGAUCGACUGGCGUACGAUAAUGGUUCGGGCGCUUGACUUGAUUACCAUCGUCGUCCCUCCCGCGUUACCAGCCACCAUGUCGAUCGGCACUACCUUUGCUAUGUCUCGCCUACGCAAAAGAAACAUAUUUUGUAUAUCUCCCAACCGGGUUAAUAUUGGAGGGAAAAUUAACUUGGUAUGUUUUGAUAAGACAGGCACAUUGACCGAAGAAGGGCUUGAUAUUCUUGGCGUCAGGACAGUCGAUAGAUCGGAUGGCAACUUUAGUGAACUUUACGACGAAAUCAAUAAUGUACCUGUAAUUGGUGCUGAGGACCUCAAGACGCCAUUAGUCCAUGCACUUGCUACGUGCCAUGGGUUAAAAGCUGUGAACGGUCAAAUCAUAGGGGAUCCGCUGGACUUGCGCAUGUUCGAAUUCACAGGCUGGUCAAUGGAAGAAGCUGGUGAUAGUUUAGGUCCCAGUAAUCUGCCAGAUCAGAAUCAAAUUUUGCUAUCGUCACAACCACAUAAAACCCCUAAAAUGAUUGAACGUCAAGCUGCUUUAGUUCAAACCAUCGUACGACCGCCAGGUGGCUCCACAUUUGAAGUAGAAGAUGCUUUAAAAUCUACCCGAUUUCUAGAAUUAGGAAUCAUUCGAACUUUCGAUUUCGCAUCCGAGUUGAGGAGGAUGAGUGUUCUGGUCAAGAAACUCAAAUCCUCGACUAUCGAGGCGUACGUCAAAGGCGCCCCUGAAGCAAUGGUGGAAAUUUGUAUGAAAGAGACGCUUCCGGCAGAUUACGAUGAGUUUUUGAACUUCUAUACGCGGCAUGGCUACCGUGUAAUCGCUGUGGCAGCCAAAUCUUUUCCCAAACUUUCGUGGAUCAAAGCACAGCGGCUAACGAGAUCGCAGGUUGAAUCUGAACUUCGAUUUAUUGGAUUUGUUAUAUUCGAAAAUAAAUUGAAGCUAGGGACUGAACCCGCAAUCCAAAUAUUAAAGAACGCACACAUUGGUGUACGCAUGUGUACUGGGGAUAACAUCCGCACUGCCAUCAGUGUCGGUCGAGAUUGUGGUAUGAUAGAAGAGUCUAUGCGUGUUUACCUUCCCACGUUUGUUUCAGGCUCAUCAAGUCUUGCGGAUUCAAGUAUCGCAUGGUUUGACAUCGAUAAUGAGUCUGCUCUCCUAGAUCCUUACUCGCUCAUGCCUAUUCCUAAUGAAAAUGAAGGAAGCGAUACAAGGUCCAUGGAUUCCCGUGCCACAACUGUCCGGUCUGAAGAUUACGUGCUUGCAGUCAGCGGCGAUGUGUUUCGUUGGAUUAUGGACUAUGGUUCACUCGAAACCAUUGAAAGAAUGCUCUACAAAGGUGUCAUAUUUGCCCGGAUGUCGCCCGACGAAAAACACGAAUUGGUGGAGCAGCUACAAGGAUUAGACUACACCGUUGGUUUUUGCGGGGAUGGGGCCAACGAUUGCGGUGCCUUGAAAGCAGCCGAUGUUGGUCUGUCACUUUCAGAAGCCGAAGCCUCUGUGGCUGCUCCAUUCACCAGCCGACAACCUGAGAUUACCUGCUUUAUCGAACUCAUAAGAGAGGGUCGAUGCGCUCUGGUCACCAGUUUUUCAUGCUUUAAGUACAUGGCCCUUUACAGCCUCAUCCAGUUCACCACAAUCACUCUACUCUAUAGUCUACCUUCAUCAUUGGGAGACUUUCAGUUCCUGUACAUUGAUUUAUUUAUCAUCAUCCCGGUUGCUGUCACAAUGGGAAGAACGCACCCCUAUGGCAGGAUAGCAGCCAAAAGACCCACCGCGAACCUAGUAUCCAAGAGAGUACUCACCUCGCUUCUCGGCCAGGUCCUUAUCAACUCCACUAUCCAGUUGCUGGUCUUCUUGCGGGUUGCUUCGCAGCACGAACCAAUUCAAGUUCCGGCGAAUGGCGAAAAACUACCGACAACUAAUCAGGAAAAUUCGGCCCUCUUCCUCGUCUCAAUCUUUCAAUACAUUUUAGUCGCUGCCACUUUCUCAGUCGGACCUCCUUAUCGGAAGCCAAUCUUUUCGAACUAUCUGCUUGUGUUGUGCCUCUUAAUUCUUGGCGGGUUUUCACUCAACCUGCUCUUCGUCGACUCAGGUUUUCUUUUCAACCUACUCGAGUUAGUUUCGCUGGACUAUGCGCUCCGACUAGAGUUGCUCCUGUGGAUCUUUUUCAACAUCUUUUCCAGUUGGAUCUUUGAGAAUUAUGCUACUCAACCAAUUGCUCUAUGGGUUGGUGGACAAUCGAAGUUGCUGCGGAAAAGGUGGAACAUGUUGUUUGGUCUCGAUGGCUCAUCCAAACGAGACCGCAAACGGUAUAAAAUUAUUGCUGAUAACAUGGACACGCCUUGA